AAAACCGUAAAUUGGCUCCAAAUUUAAAUACAAACAAUAUUUGAAAUAAGAAUAUCUUAUUUAUAUGUCAACAAAAACAAAUCAAACCAAUUCUGUCUUCGAAGAAGACAGAAACUGUGUUGAACAUUUUUUUUGUGGUUUUCUAUCGUCGAUAGAUCUUUCCUUUUCAUAUUAUUGACAUUGAAUAUAACUGGAGUAGGCGAUAUAUAUAAAAACCAUGGCCGAUGAACCGCCCCCAGAGGCUGGCCCGGCGGCUGCAGCUGGAGGAGAUGAUCAUGCUGAGGAUGUGGCCGAAACGAAAGCAAAAAUCGAAGAAGUGGUUAGCAGGAUUCGACCACCGUCAAAGUCAGCUAUGUUUUUGGAUGGCGAGGACGAAAUAGUUGAAGUAGACAGAACUGCACUAGAGGCCAUACUUGAUGCAGGAGCUCGCUUGAAGGAUAUUCAGAAAAAAAGUCGUGUGUCGAUGAGCACAUUGGCUCUGGGUCAAGAGUCUUAUAAAGACAAGCAAGCAAAGGCUAAAGAAGCUCGUAAUAAUCGCAUGGGAGGUUUGAAAACUCAGCAUCGAUUCUUAUUAGAGAAUGCUGCAUGUAUUUUAAAUAGAACACCUGAAUACGUACUGGAAGGUGUCUAUGAUGCUGAUAUUCAUAUAGACCUAUUAGACAGUGCUGUAGCAGAAGGGGGACGUAACUGCAUUGCCCUUUGUGAUGGUUUAUUCCCACCUUUGAAAAUGGAAUCUGGGAGAUUCAUACCGAAUCAAAAAGCAAAAAUGGAACGCACGUACAUUUCUGACUGUUCUACUAUAGGUACAGAGGGAGCAGUCGUAGCCAUGUACAGAAUUAAAAACAAACUUAUCGAUACUAAAAAUGUAGCUGAAGAUUAUUAUUUAGUAUUCUUCGAUAUGAAUCAAGAAACGGAGAACGUUGUAUCGGGGAUAUUCAAAACUAUGAAUCGAGUGUAUGUACCGGCGCUGCAGGUCUGUAAAGCGUGGGGUGACAUCAACCCCCCGAACCCUAGAAGCCAAGAUAUCAUCAAGACUUACAUCUCUAAGAUAAUGCUUUUCAUCGAUUAUUUGGAAAAGACAAAGAUAGACUUGGACUGUUGUACUAAGUUCAAAAUUAAUUUGACGCUCUACGAGGACGAGCUGAUUGACGAAGAAAAAAUGAAGCUUGCUAUUACGAAGACUCACGUUCUGGAGGAAAUCUGCACGUACGUCAAGCAAUGGAUGAGACAAAUUACCAUGGUAUUGGUACAAAGUCAGCAACUCCGUCGGGAGCCGUCGCACAUUGGACCCCUGGCAGAGCUGGACCAUUGGAGGCGCCAGCUCACGACCUUCACUUCCAUCAUCGAACACAUAAAGAGCGACCCGUGUUAUAUGUACAUUCAUACGUUGAUUCGCGCUAAGUCUAAGCUCAUUAAGAAAUGGAGACUUUUGGACAAUCAGGUGACUGACUACUACAACGAAGCUUACGAUAAUGUUAAGUAUUUGUACGCUUUGGAAAAGUAUUGUGAGCCGUUAUACAGAUGCGACCCCCUAACAAUGCAACAAUAUAUACCUGGUCUUCUAUAUACAAUACGUAUGAUUUAUGCCACUUCUCGAUACUAUAAUACAACAAAGCAGAUAUCAACUUUGCUAGUAAAAGUGACUAAUCAAAUUCUGAAUAUGUGUAUGGAUUUUUUGACUAAUCAAGGAAAGAAGACAAUUUGGAAUCAGGACAAGUGGAACUUCAUAAAGAAGGCAAAGAUGUGUCUCAGCUUAUAUGCCUUCUAUCGCGAAUGCUAUUCUGAGACGCAAAAAGAAAUGAUGGAGGCGGCAGAUGAGAGGCCGUUCGAUUGCUCGGAAAUGUACAUUUUUGGAAAAUUCGAAACGUUCAAAAGAAGGCUGUUGAAGAUUACUGACCUGUUUCAAACUUACAUAACUUACUAUGUUUUAAAUAAAACUACCUUAGAGGGUAUCGAGGAGUAUGCAGCAAAUUUUAAUAAACUGUUUAAAACCAUAUCCACGAAAACGUAUGAUGCUCUAGAUCAUAGGCGUCCAGAUUUCGAUAAGGACUACAAACAGUAUAAAGACAACGUGGCAAAUCAAGAGUUGUUGUUAGAAAAUUUCAUGAUUAACAGUGUUAACAAAUGUCCUACAACUGAAAUCGCAUUACAUCUCUUGAAAAGAUUUGAAACGCUGAAGCUGGACUGUCUCUAUUUAGAGGACCAAUAUUAUGAUUUGAUCAGCUUGUACACAUCUGAAAUUGAAUCGAUAAGAGAUAGGUAUAACGAAGAAAGAGAAAACCCGGAAUUGCCCAGAAAUAUGCCACCUGUCGCAGGCAGGAUAUUAUGGAUUAGGUUCUAUAAUGAGAAUAUAAAGGCUCCCAUGCAGGAGUUUAUUCAACAUCACGAAGUAAUAACGCAUAUGAAUACUCAACGUUGCAUAAAACUGUUUAAUGUGAUGACCAUCGUAUUCACUGAAUACGAGUUGAUUUACCACAAGGCUUGGGAAGAAAACGUCGGUCAGGUGCGCUUAGGAUUAAUAGCUCCACUCCUGAUUCGCCAUCCUGUGACCAAUUUGUAUAUCGUUAACUUCAGUAUCUACAUACCGGAAUGCAUAAGAGAAGUAGAGUAUAUGUGGCAACUGGGUUUGAGUGUUCCUGACGGUGCUCAAAUAGUAGCAUUUUGCAAGGACAAAAUUCUGGGGAGCUGUGAACGAAUUAAGUAUCUAGUCAACAGAAACAACACAAUUCGAAAGAGUAUGCCAAAACUAUACUUGCCUCUACUUCGAGCCCAGCUCAUAAAAUUGGAGAAGGCGUUUCAACCUGGUCUAUCAACUAUUACCUGGACUUCUUUAGAGAUUCCUGCGUACUGUGACAAGAUCGAAUAUAUUUUGGACGAAGUAGAUUUAUUCGUGAAAGAGGUUGUCGAUAUGAAAGAAGCUCGAAUCGAUGCAAUAUUAGCAUCUAUUACUAAGACCAUGCUUGUAUACUUGCCUGAGCAAGCAGUUGAGCCCACUGUAUUUUAUGAGGAAAAUUUAAUAAGGCGCGAUGAAAUUGCUACGGAGUUGCAACAAAAAUCAUGGAAUGCAGAAAUUGCUGUCAUUGAAUUGGUUAAUAAGUUUUUGGACAGCGUUCCCUCUAAGCAAAUUAGAGACCUGAAAGACAAUUGGUUGGACACAGAAAAGGCUUUGAAACCAGUCACAUCAGCUACCAGAGUAUUUCCGGAAGAUGCAGCAUUUCUGGAGAUCGAGAAUCCUGAUCGUUUCGAAAUAACACCAACUAUAAACGAAUGCAACGAAUUGUUCGCAUACUUCGCUACUAAAUGCGUGGAAGCACUUAUCAAAUGCACUAGACAGAGUUUGGACAUGUUAAGGAGAAGAGCUUCGGUGUCCAGCUUUUUAACGAUGACUAUAGAUCCAGAAGAACAGAAAAAGUUGAAACCAUUGAUGAGGACAAUGAUGCAAUUGAUGAUUCCAAGGAUUCUGAUCAAACCUACAUUGGAAGAAAUUCAAACAUCGUUUUCACAGGUGGUUUUAAACUGUAUAAUGGAUUUGCAUCGAAAUGUUUAUAUGUGGGGUCAACAGGAUCUCAUAAAGCAUGAUAGAAUGAAUGCAAUAACAACCAGUGGUGGUGGCGGUGGUGGCAUGGGUAGUGGUAGUUCUAGAUCAGGCUCGGUGGGGGGAGUCAGAAACUAUUUCCGUAUGGUGUCUGAACAUAAAGAUGUCGUGAGAUCGGUGAUGGCUUUGCAAGGAAUGAUGUACAUGUACAAACCUGAUAUUGAAAAGCUAUUAAAGGCUUAUGGAAGAUUUGCUCCUCUGUGGGCUGAAGACAGAGUGCAGCAAGUACAAGAUUUUGUUGACUCUAAUCCGUUGAAUGUAAUCAUAAGUGAUAUGCUCAAGAAGUACGAGGCGCAGACUGAGGAGGUCCUCAAUCUACCAGAUAGACAUAUCAUUGGUUCCAUUCAAAUCAAUAUGGAUAACAUCAAGUUAGCCUUACAUCUGGAAUCGAUAGAGUGGAAACGAAUCCUUGGAAAAUUAUUGAGUAAUGCAUAUAAAGAACGUGUAUUGAAAAUGAUGCAAUUCAUCAAUGAUCGAAUGAAGACGAUGGGCAAGAAACUUAAGGAUUUGGAUGAUGUCAGAGUAGCCAUGAUUUGCCUUGGUUUAAUUCGUGAAGAAUUUAUUGGAAUGGACAUGGAAUUAGAUUUGAUUGAAGAGAGUUAUGCAACUUUUGCUCAAUUUCAUAUUGAAAUCCCAAAGGAAGAUGCUGACAUGGUGUAUGGUUUAAGAUAUGCAUUCCAAAAUAUGUUAGUUACGUCUCAACAAGUACAACAGAGAAUCGUAGAAAUGCAAGGUCCUCUUCAAAGAGAAUUGACCGAGGGUGUCUCCACAUUCAUGGAGGAUGUUUUGAAAUUUGAUGCCGAUUACGAUGCAUUCGGCCCCAUGACUCCAGGCCUGAGCGCUAGGGAGGCUAGUGACAGAGUAAUCAUGUUUCAGUCAAGGUUUGAUGAUUUGUGGAGAAGAUUUGAAAUGUAUUCCAACGGUGAAACAUUAUUCGGAAUGGAAGUGAAAGACUAUCCAAUUCUUCACCAGAAAAAGAAGGAGUUUAAUCUAUUGAGCAAACUAUACAGUUUAUAUCUAGCUGUCAUGAAUUCAAUCGAUGGAUACUUCGAAACGCCUUGGGUAGAAAUUGACAUCGAACAGAUCAUCGCCCAAUUAGCCGAAUUUGAUUUAAGGUGUCGUAAGUUGCCCAGAGGAAUGAAAGAUUGGCCUGCGUUUAUUGAGUUGAAGAACAAAAUCGACGACUUUAAUGAAACCUGUCCGCUAUUGGAGUUGAUGGCCGACAAGUCGAUGAAGGACCGCCACUGGAGACGACUGGAAAAAUUAAUGAAUUGUAUAUUGGACGUGGAAUCUGACUCUUUCACGCUGGCCAACGUGAUGGAAGCUCCUUUGUUAAAAAAUAAGGAGGAUGUCGAGGAUAUUUGCAUUAGUGCCGUGAAAGAAAAAGAUAUUGAAGCGAAACUGAAGCAGAUCAUCGCUGACUGGGCAGUGAUAGACCUUACUUUUGCACCAUUCAAGAACCGAGGCGAGUUGCUCAUCAAGGCUCAAGAUACGCUUGAUAUUAUUACGCUACUAGAAGACUCGUUGAUGGUUCUCAACUCACUGGCUUCAAACAGGUAUAAUGCUCCUUUCAAAAAGGACAUAUUAUUAUGGAUUAACAAAUUGGUGAGUACAAGUGAAAUUCUGGAGAAGUGGUUACAAGUCCAGAAUUUGUGGAUGUAUCUAGAAGCUGUGUUUGUUGGUGGUGAUAUCGCUAAGCAACUGCCUGCUGAAGCUAAGAGAUUUGGAACUAUCGACAAAACUUAUGUCAAGAUUAUGUAUCGCGCACGUGAUAUUGUCAACUGCGUAGAAACAUGCACAUCAGAUGAUACGUUAAAACAGUUGCUACCUCAUUUAUAUGAACAGUUAGAAGCUUGUCAAAAAUCUCUAACUGGAUACUUGGAAACCAAGCGUCUUAUUUUCCCUCGGUUCUUCUUCGUAUCAGAUCCAGUCUUGCUGGAGAUUUUGGGCCAGGCUUCAGAUCCCCAUUCAAUACAGCCACAUCUACCAAGUAUCUUCGAUGCAAUGUAUACGGUAGAUUUCGAUGACAAGGAGAGAAUAAUAAACAUGAACUCAGAUAAUGGAGAAACUAUACCUCUUGAUAGACCAGUGCAGUGCAUUGGAGGUGUCGAGAUAUGGCUGAACACAUUGCUAGAUACUAUGAAAGACACAGUACGAAAUAUGAUUGCCAAUAUUUCACAAACAUUAUCUGGUGAUCCUGAAUUUGAAUUUUUAUCUGGCUUCUGGAAUUUCCCUGGCCAGGCUGGUCUCCUAGGCAUGCAAAUUCUAUGGACAACUGACGCAGAGUAUGCUUUGAAAAAGGCAAGGGUAGAUCGUUUUAUUAUGAGACUUACUAACCAGAAGAACCUAGAUCUACUAAACGGCCUUAUUGACCAGACAGUAACAGAUUUAACACCAUUAGAUAGAACCAGAGUUGAAACAAUGAUUACAAUCCAUGUACAUCAAAGAGAUAUCUUUGACGACCUGGUGCGUAUGAGAAUUAAGUCCCCAAUUGAUUUCGAAUGGCAAAAGCAGGCCAGAUUCUAUUACUUUGAAGAUACGGAUGAUUGUAUUGUCUCUAUAACUGAUGUCGAUUUCUUGUAUCAGAAUGAAUACCUCGGUAUCACUGAACGUCUUGUGAUCACACCUCUGACGGAUCGUUGCUACAUCACGCUGUCGCAAGCUAUCGGCAUGAGCAUGGGAGGCGCCCCGGCCGGGCCCGCCGGGACCGGCAAGACUGAGACAACUAAGGACAUGGGUCGCACUCUCGGGAAACUAGUUAUUGUGUUCAAUUGCUCUGAUCAAAUGGAUUUCAGAGGUCUCGGACGUAUUUAUAAGGGAUUAGCGCAGUCAGGCACAUGGGGCUGCUUCGACGAGUUCAACCGAAUUGAACUGCCGGUGCUCUCAGUAGCGGCCCAACAGAUCUACAUCUGUCUAACUGCUAGGCGAGAAAAGAGAGAAUUUUUCAUAUUCAGUGAUGGUGACACCGUGAGUCUAAAUCCUGAAUUUGCAUUCAUCAUCACAAUGAACCCUGGUUACGCUGGGCGUCAAGAGUUGCCAGAGAACUUGAAGAUUCAAUUCCGUUCUGUUGCCAUGAUGGUGCCUGACAGACAGAUUAUCAUUCGAGUCAAACUGGCCAGUUGCGGCUUCAAGGAAAAUAUUCUAUUAGCACGUAAAUUCUUCACUCUAUACAAACUUUGCGAGGAACAGUUAUCGAAACAAGUGCAUUAUGACUUUGGACUUCGAAACAUUUUGUCUGUAUUGAGGACUAUGGGUGCCCAGAAGCGAGCGAAUCCCGAUAGCACAGAAGAGAAUAUUAUGAUGAGAGUGUUGAAGGAAAUGAAUGUGUCGAAACUAGUAGAUGAAGAUGAACCGUUGUUUGUGUCCCUGAUUGAAGAUUUGUUCCCCGGUAUGAAGCUAAGUCAGACUGUGCACAGGGAAAUGCAACGCGCGAUCACACUGUGUACUGAGAGAGCUGGUCUCAUCAACCAUCCAGAUUGGAACUUGAAGAUUAUUCAGUUGUUCGAAACGUCAUUAGUGCGACACGGCCUGAUGACCAUGGGACCUACUGGCUCUGGGAAAACAACUUGUAUCCACACUUUGAUGGCUGCGCUUACGGAAGUGGGCAGGCCACAUAAGGAGAAUAGGAUGAAUCCUAAGGCUAUAACGGCUCCGCAAAUGUUUGGUCGCCUGGACGUUGCCACUAAUGACUGGACGGACGGAAUUUUCUCUACAUUGUGGCGGCGAGCGCUCAAAGUGAAGAAAUCGGAUACGACUUGGAUUGUAUUAGACGGUCCAGUAGACGCUGUGUGGAUUGAGAAUCUGAACUCCGUGCUGGACGACAACAAAACGCUGACGCUUGCUAACGGUGAUCGCAUCACGAUGGCUCAGAACAGCAAGCUUGUGUUUGAGCCUGACAACGUAGACAAUGCAUCACCAGCUACCGUCAGUCGGAUGGGAAUGGUUUUCCUUUCUUCAUCCGUUCUUAAAUGGCAACCUAUUCUAGAGGGUUGGUUAAAGAAACGUGGCACUAAAGAGGCUGACUCCAUUCGUAAUGCUUUCAAUAAAGUUUACGACGAUGUUCACACUUUCGUGCAACAAAGAUUACCAGCCAAGAUGAAGUUGCUUGAGGCUAUUUACGUGAGGCAAGCAAUUGAUGUUAUAACGGGUCUCCUACAAAUAGAAAUCCCUGGUGGAAAAAUGCAUACGGACCGCCAUUUGGAACGUCUGUUCAUAUUCUCGAUGAUGUGGUCGUUGGGGGCUGUGCUAGAAUUGGAUGCGCGUACGCGGAUGGCAGAAUACAUGACCAAGUUACCGGUGAGGAUGGACUGGCCUGGCGCUAAGUCUAAGGAGUGGAUCAUGCCAUUUGAAUACAUGGUCAAUGAGAUGGGAGUAUGGCAACAUUGGUCUGAAAUUGUCGAAGAUUAUAUUUAUCCCACUGACAGUGUACCAGAAUAUGCAUCAAUAUUGGUGCCAAACGUUGAUAAUGUCUGUAUAUCAUUCCUUAUCGAGACUAUUGCUAAACAGAAUAAGGCAGUACUGUUGAUUGGUGAGCAGGGUACAGCCAAGACAGUCAUGUUGAAGAGUUAUAUGAUGAAGUACGACAAUGAAGUCAAAUUGUAUAAGAUGAUCAACUUUUCUUCAGCUACGACUCCAAAUAUGUUCCAGCGCAUUAUCGAAUCCUACGUAGAGAAACGAGUGGGUAUGACGUAUGGCCCGCCAGGUGGUAGGUCCAUGACUGUGUUCGUGGAUGAUAUCAACAUGCCCGUCGUCAAUGCUUGGGGUGAUCAGGUCACCAAUGAAAUAGUACGUCAAAUGAUGGAAUGUGGUGGCUUUUUCUCUUUGGAGAAGCCUGGAGAUUUCACAACAAUCGCCGACAUACAAAUGUUUGGUGCGAUGAUCCAUCCAGGUGGUGGCCGAAAUGAUAUUCCGCCUCGAUUAAAACGACAAUUUAAUAUAUUUAACUGUACUUUACCCAGCAACGUGUCAAUGGACAGGAUUUUUGAAACAAUUAGCGCUGGAUAUUUCUGCAAGUCUCGUUUCGAUAAUAAAAAAAUUGUAGAUUUUAUGCCGAGACUAGUACCAGUUACCAGAAUAAUCUGGCAGCAGACUAAAGUCAAAAUGUUGCCUACACCUGCAAAAUUCCAUUAUGUGUUCAAUCUUCGUGAUUUGUCUCGUAUAUGGGAAGGAAUACUAUUCAUUAAAAAAGAGGAGUUGCAAAGUGUACAAACAGCAUUAAAAUUAUGGUUCCAUGAAUGUUUGAGAGUAAUUUCUGAUAGAUUUACAACAUUCGAUGACAAAGACUGGUUCGUAGCAAACUUUUGGAAAACAGCAUUGGCAGAAUUGCCUGACGUGGCCAGCGAGUUUCCUGAAAGUGAAACGUUCUUCGUCAACUUCCUCAGAGAGCCAGUUGAUCCAACUGGUGAUGAGGAUGAAGAUUUUAGUACGGACGCACCUAAGAUUUAUGAAGAGUUGCCUUCAUGGGAUUUUGUUCUGAUGAAACUUGGACAAUUUCAAGAACAGUUCAAUGAGUUCAUCAGAGGAGCGCAUUUAGAUCUGGUAUUUUUCCACGAUGCAAUGGUUCAUCUGUUCAUCAUAUCUCGUAUUAUAAAUACGCCACGUGGAAAUGCUCUGCUAGUCGGUGUCGGUGGCUCCGGCAAACAAAGUUUGACAAAACUUGCAUCGUAUAUAGCAAACUUUUCUUUCUAUCAAAUCACUCUGACAAGAUCAUAUAACGUCAACAACUUUAUGGAUGACAUUAAAAUUUUGUACAGAAUAGCUGGUUUACAAGGCCAGGGCAUUAGUUUUAUAUUCACUGAUAAUGAUAUCAAAGAUGAACAAUUUCUCGAGUUUCUUAACAACAUUCUGAGUUCAGGAGAAAUUGCUAACUUAUUCCCCAAGGACGAAAUGGAUGAAAUAUUGAAUGAAUUGACGCCAAUAAUGAAGAAAUAUGCACCGAAGAGGAUUCCAGUACCAGAUGUUUUGUACGAGUAUUUUAUUAUAAGAUCAAGAUCUAAUUUGCACGUCGUAUUAUGUUUCUCUCCGGUCGGUGAAAAGUUCCGCAGCAGAGCUCUUAAGUUCCCUGGUCUUAUUUCCGGAUCCACAAUGGAUUGGUUCCAAAAAUGGCCCAGAGUGGCGCUGAUUGAAGUAGCUCACCACUUUUUGUGGGAUUUCCACGUCGUCUGUUCUCCCGAAACUAAAAUUCAGUUAAUAGAAAUAAUGGGCAUGGUACAAGACAAUGUAGCGGAGACGUGCACUAUGUAUUACGACAGGUUUAGAAGACAAACCCAUGUCACCCCAAAAUCAUACUUGUCUUUCUUAGAGGGGUAUAAAGUUCUUUACAAAGAGAAACAUUUGAAUAUUGCUGAAAUGGCUCGAAGGAUGACCACUGGUCUUGACAAGUUGGUAGAAGCCGCAGCUAGUGUCGAUAUUCUGAAAAAGGAAUUGGAGCUGAAGGAGCAAGAAAUUAAUGUAGCAACAGAAAAAGCUGAAGAGGUGUUGGCUGCGGUAGCAGAAUCUGCAGCAGCGGCCGAGAUCGUGAAAGCAGAAGUAUUGGAAGUGAAGGAUCGCGCCGUCAAGUUGGUGGCUGUUAUCGCAGCAGAGACCGCUAUUGCUGAAGAGAAAUUAGCAGCCGCCAAACCAGCUUUAGAUGCCGCGGAGGCUGCCCUAUUGACCAUUAAUGCUGCUGAUAUAGCAACAGUGAGGAAAUUGGGAAAGCCGCCGUAUCUUAUUACUCUUAUUAUGGACGCUGUGAUUUUGUUGUUCAGAAAACGUAUCGAUUCUGUUAAGCCUGACCCAGAGAAACAGUUCCUGACGGCAUCUUGGGCUGAAUCAUUGAAAGUUAUGGCUGAUUCCAGAUUUUUGAAUAACCUUAAGUUCUAUCCCAAAGAUGAGAUAAAUGCUGAAAUGGUCGACUUAUUGAUACCUUACUUUAAUUUCCCUCAAUACACAUUCGAAGCUGCAAAAGUGGCUUGCGGCAACGUGGCCGGACUGAUUUCGUGGACCAUUGCGAUGGCUCAGUUCUACUCAGUCAACAAAGACGUGUUGCCUCUCAAGGCCAAUUUGGCAGUCAUGCAGGGCAAGUACCAGGCUGCCAAGAAGGAGUUGGAGUCAGCAGAAGCAGCUUUACAAGCUAAGGAGGCCGAACUGGCAGAAGUGCAGAAAAUGUUCGAAGAGGCGAUGUCACUGAAACAAGCGGUGUUGGAUGAUGCCGCUAAAUGCCAACAGAAGAUGGACGCCGCCACCGCUUUGAUCAACGGCCUUAGUGGAGAGAGGGUGCGAUGGACCGAACAAUCGGCACUUUUCAAAUCUGAGAUUGAGCGGCUUGUCGGCGACAUACUGUUACUUACAGGAUUUUUAUCGUACUCGGGACCAUUCAAUCAAGAGUUCCGAACGUUAUUGACCACUAGUUGGCUGAAUGAGCUGCUGAGAAGGAAAAUACCAGUUUCGAUGAAUUUGAAUAUCACUGAUCAACUGACUGACACUGCGACGAUUGGUGAAUGGAAUCUGUGUGGAUUACCAACGGACGAUCUGUCAAUCCAAAACGGUAUUAUUGUGACGAAAGCGUCCAGGUUUCCACUACUCAUAGAUCCGCAGACGCAGGGCAAGAUCUGGAUCAAAAACAUGGAGAAAUUCAAUGACCUUAUUGUCACUACGCUCAAUCACAAAUAUUUUAGAAAUCAUAUUGAGGAUUGCGUAUCACUUGGUCGACCAUUGUUAAUUGAAGACGUGGGUGAAGAAUUGGAUCCAGCUCUUGAUAACAUUUUAGAGAGAAACUACAUUAAAAUUGGCUCUUCUUUUAAGGUAAAAUUGGGUGACAAAGAAAUCGACGUAACUGACGGCCAUAAGAUUUACAUAACAACAAAACUACCCAACCCUGCUUACACUCCCGAAAUAUCUGCCAGGACAUCUAUUAUAGACUUUACUGUAACCAUGCAAGGUCUGGAAGACCAGCUACUAGGGAGAGUAAUUUUGACGGAGAAAGCAGAGAUGGAAGCAGAACGAACACAACUGAUAAUGGAUGUGACAGCUAACAGACGAAAGAUGCAAGAACUAGAAGCAAAUCUUCUGCAUAAACUGACCACCAUUCAAGGAUCAUUGGUAGAGGAUGUGUCUUUGAUUCAAGUGCUGAAUAUUACGAAAAGUACAGCUACAGAGGUGAAAGAAAAACUAGACGUGGCCAAGGAAACUGAAAUCAAAAUCAACUUAGCACGAGAAGAGUUCAGACCAGUCGCGACCCGAGGGUCUGUGUUGUAUUUCCUCGUUUGCAACAUGUCGCUUGUGUGUAACAUGUACCAGACUUCCUUGGCCCAGUUCCUGGAAAGAUUCGACAUUUCUAUGGAGAGAUCACCCCAGAGCCCUAUCACUUCAAGGAGAAUUGGCUUUAUUAUUGACUACUUGACUUACGACGUUUUCAAGUUCAUUAGCAGAGGAUUUUAUGAGAAACACAAGUAUUUAUUUACACUGCUGCUAACUUUGAAGAUUGAUUUACAGAAAGAAUACAUUACAUAUGAGGAGUUCCAAAUAUUUAUUAAGGGUGGAGCUGCAUUGGAUCUGAAUGCAUGUCCACCAAAGCCAUAUAAGUGGGUAACUGACAUGACUUGGCUAAAUUUGGUGCAACUGUCAGAAUUGCGACUGUAUAGCAAUAUUCUGAACCAAGUCUCAAAUAACGAAAAAGGUUGGAAAAAUUGGUUCGAUAAAGAGGCUCCGGAGGAUGAGCCUCUGCCAGAUGGAUACCACACUUUAGAUGUCUUCAGAAAACUGUUGGUGGUGCGCGCUUGGUGUCCUGACAGAACAUUAGCUCAAAGUUUAAAAUAUGUUAUUGGCUCAAUGGGUGCAAGAUUCUCAGAGGCUGUCAUUGUGAAUUAUGAGCAUAUGGUUUUGGAGUCUCGACCUCUGGUGCCCCUGAUUGGGUUUUUGGCGAUGGGUUCCGAUCCUACUCCGUCAAUCGAAGUAACGGCUAAGCGACUCGAGUGCCUGUGUUCCUCCAUCUCCAUGGGCCAAGGACAAGAGAUCCAUGCCAGGAAGCUCAUUGACCGAGCAUUGAGAGAGGGUCUUUGGGUUCUGCUCCAAAAUUGCCAUUUGGGCUUGGAGUAUAUGGUGGAGAUCAUGGAGCAGUUCAGUGAACUUGAAAAGGAGCCCGAUAAGGUCCACGAGACCUUUAGGUUGUGGAUUACAACUGAAGUGCAUGAAAAAUUCCCUAUUACUCUGCUGCAGAUGUCUAUCAAGUAUACCUGUGAACCACCUUCAGGUAUUAAAGCAGGAUUGAUGAGGACCUAUGAUUCGAUGAGCCAGGACUUCUUGGAUUACAGUGACAGUCCAUUCUACUUGCCGAUGAUUUACACUAUCUCUUUUUUGCAUACCGUUGUGCAAGAGAGGCGGAAGUUUGGUCCUCUUGGAUGGAACAUUCCAUAUGAAUUCAACUCUGCUGAUUGGUUGGCGUCAUGCAUGUUUGUGCAGAAUCAUUUGGACCAAUUGGAGCCUGGUCAGGGUGUCAGUUGGACCACUGUUCGUUAUAUGGUGUCUGCAGUGCAAUACGGCGGAAGAGUGACGGACGACUACGAUACAAGGCUCUUGGUGACUUUUACUCGUGUAUGGUUAUCCGAUCAGCUGUUUACAGAUGACUUCCAGUUCUAUAAGAGCUAUGGAAUAAUGAAGUUCAAGAAUAUACCAGAGUAUAUUGAGGAGAUUGAGAAGAUGAAAACGGUUGAUCCGCCUCAGGCAUAUGGAUUGCAUACAAAUGCUGAUAUUACAUAUCAACGAAAUAAAACUCAAGACUUGCUAGAUACUAUCUUAUCCAUUCAGCCGAAAGAAUCUGGCGGUGGGGGCGGUGAGACACGUGAAGCGUCAGUGUAUCGACAGUCUAAAGAGAUGCUUGAAAAAGUACCUCCAAACUUUGAUCCACACGAAGUUAAAGAAAGACUGAGGCUUUACGGAGCUAUCAACCCUAUGGUAAUUUUCCUUCGCCAAGAAAUCGACCGAAUGCAGAAAGUCAUCGGUCUUGUACGUUCAACUUUAAGAGAUUUGCUUUUAGCUAUUGACGGUACCAUUAUUAUGAAUGAGGCACUUCGUGAUUCAUUGGAUAGUAUAUACGAUGCGAAAGUGCCAGGUAUCUGGUUAAGAAGUUCCUGGUCUUCGUCUACUCUUGGAUUCUGGUUUACUGAAUUCUUGGAGAGGAACAUUCAGUUCUCAACGUGGUGUUUCCAAGCUAGACCCUUUUCAUUCUGGAUGACUGGUUUCUUCAACCCACAAGGUUUUCUAACGGCGAUGCGACAAGAGGUGACUCGAGCGCAUAAAGGCUGGGCGUUGGACAUGGUGUCUUUGCAUAAUGAUGUCACCAAAUAUACUUUGGAAGAAAUCAAGGCACCCCCGCCGGAGGGUGUUUUUAUUCAUGGCGUUUUUCUGGAUGGUGCGGGCUGGGAUCGAAGAAAUUUGCGACUUUGCGAGUCUAUUCUGAAGGUUCUGUAUACGGCGUUACCCGUUAUCCAUGUGUAUGCUAUCAACUCCACGGCUCCUAAGGACCCUAAGCUUUAUCAGUGCCCAGUGUACAAGAAACCUUGUCGUACAGGACUGACUUUCAUCACCCCCUUGUGGCUGCCGACCAUCAAGAACCCCGACCACUGGAUCCUGAGAGGCGUGGCCAUUUUGUGUGACAUCAAAUAAAUCUUUACUCAGUAUAUCGAUCAGUUUGAUAAAGUGAUAUUUGUCUUUUGUUCGAUAUUUUAAUAAUCAGGUAAAUAUUUUUAAUUUAUAACGGGCAAUGAUUCAAUUCAUUAACUCGUCUCCCUAGUCGUAAUAUUGUGAUAAUU
Messenger RNA from Plodia interpunctella (Indianmeal moth), 14382 nucleotides. It is a transcript of the gene kl-3, whose product is annotated as dynein axonemal heavy chain 8. Gene Ontology annotation, molecular function: dynein intermediate chain binding; ATP binding; dynein light intermediate chain binding. NCBI's taxonomy places the organism in Eukaryota, Metazoa, Arthropoda, Insecta, Lepidoptera, Pyralidae. Gene Ontology annotation, biological process: intein-mediated protein splicing; microtubule-based movement. The record is from RefSeq and is a predicted model, not a curated record. The coding region runs from base 218 to 14236 and encodes 4672 amino acids. Gene Ontology annotation, cellular component: axonemal dynein complex. The transcript has 89 exons.